Purpureocillium lilacinum is the source of this 2985-nucleotide messenger RNA. RefSeq lists its product as uncharacterized. The record is from RefSeq and is a predicted model, not a curated record. Lineage: Eukaryota; Fungi; Ascomycota; Sordariomycetes; Hypocreales; Ophiocordycipitaceae.
AUGAUGCAGCGGACCGCCAGCGAGAGCGCUGCCUCCACCAGCAGCUCCAAGAUGUCCCGGCGCCUGGGCUUUGCGCUGCGCAAGAUCGGCAGCAAGGGGUCCGAUAAGCGAGACGACAGGUCCCGCCCGUCCACCCACGACCACGAGCAUUCCGACCCCUCCCUCGCCCACCUCCGUCGCCUCGACUCGGGCUCCCUCAACGAGCUGCAGGAGAGCAACCUGAGACAGCUCCAGACCCUCAUCGCGCGCAUGCGGGCCGCCCCGGCUGGCCCAAACCACGUCGACGGCGCGUACAAGGAGUUUAUCAAGAUCAAGGAUACCUGCCAUACCCUAUGCCUCGCCAUCCUCCAGGACGAGCUGCGGCCCCUCCGCGCCGGCUCCAACGACACCGACUCGCUCCAGCGCCGGGACUCGUCCUUUGAUUCCCCGCACAGCCCCGGUGCCGUGUUCGAUCAGCGCAGUUCCUUCAGCGGCCGUAGCCUCACCGAGGUGGCCACGGGGAGCGUGGUGCGGCCGCCGCACACCAACGAGCUGUUCCUCGCCGCCAUUCGCGACUGGAAGAACUGCCUCGAGACCCUGACCGAGGCCUUCAAGGUCAGCCUUGCCGACACGUACAAGAGCUACGAGCGCGAUGCGACGCAAGAGAUGGUAGACCAGCUCUUCAGCAGCAAAAGAUUUCGGAGAGAAGCCGUUACCCGCAUGCGCAACGCCAGCGUCACGAGAGUCCUCUCUGCCGACCCCCAGUUUUUCCCGAGAUAUGAGAUUCGGUUCAGAAAUUACGAAAAGGUCAAGCAGGAACUGAGCGAGAUACGGCAUGUCCUCCAGUCGGGCGAGUCGGGCAUCUUGCCCUCACGGACAGUCGAAGAGUUCCCCAUCGCACCCCGCGGCGAUGCGAUUCUCGAGUUUGCGAAUAUCACUGCCGAGUCGAACGGUAGUGAGCCCGUUUUGCGAUUCCGUGUUUCGUCCUACAUGCUGGCCGAGACGUCACCAAUAUUCGCGCGCAUGUUCUCGGGCCACUCGGGCAGCUUGUACUUGCACGAAGCUGGCGACAUCACCGAUCAGCUGCCGCCGCCGCCAUCGCAGUACAUCUGCAAGGACGGCUCCGAGGCCAAGCUCUAUCGCAUGCCGCAGUACGAGGUCAACCAUCUCAAGGCCAUGGAGACGCUCAUGCACGCGGCGCAUAUGCACAAUGAGAUGGUCCCGCGCGAAGUGUCAUUUGAACAGUUUGUGGCCAUUGCCGAGUGCUGCAUGCGCUACAGGAGCACGUCGCCCCUGGAGCUGGUGGUCGAGCACCGCUGGCUGCCGCAGUGGAUGCACAAGGGAGCCGACGACAUGCCCGACGGACUGCUCGUCAUCAGCUACGCGUUCGGGUCGCGGCAGCUCUUCACGCGCAUGUCCAAGAGCGCCAUACUCAACCUGGUAGAUGAGCGGGAUCUCCAGAGCAAGCCCUGGCCGCAAAAGAUCAAGGACCGAAUCUGGGCCGUGAGGUGUGCAAAAGUGGCACAGGUGUAUGCGAGCUGCACGGCGACAAUUCAGGAGUACCUGCGGCCACCUACGCGGACCGCCGAGGACGACCCAGAGCCGCUGUCUCAGGCGGAUCUACGCCAGAAUAUCAACAUGCCGGCGGCGCCACCGAAGCAUGCGGCAUCGCUGACGAGCACUCCGCGAUGUCCCAAGGGCAACCACGGCUGUGACGCGGUGAACCUGGGGUGGAUGAUGCUUGUAUACAACGAGAUGGACCUCCUACCACAGAUCAUGCGUCCGUCGGUGCUGGGACACCUGCCCCAGGCGGAGCCGAGGGCCCGGAGCCUCGCGCAGAUGGUGGACAUCCUGCGGCGGAUGCCGAGCCCUGCGUCACCGAUCCACCAGGGCGGCGUGUGCGACCCAGGCCCGUCGUUUCGCACGGCGAUUGCAGAUAUCUACAACAGCGUGACGGGUCUUACACUGCACGACGUGAGUGGCAAGAGCCACGGCUGGGCGCUGUCGAAGCACCGCAUGGCGGACCCGCAGGUCCUGGUGACGAGCGGUCUUCGACGCAUGGCCGCGCACGACGACCCGCACACCGUCGCCGCCGAAUUCCCGGACGAGGUGCGGCUGCGGAUCUUGCAGGCGCUGGACGACGUAGACGACCUGCACGCCGCGGCCCUGACGAAUCGCGGAUUCUACGACACCUAUCACAGGCAUGAGCUGAGCCUGAUACGCAGGUUCCUGAAGGCCGACAGGAUCCGAAAGGCGUCGCUGAGGCACAACGAGCACGAAGACGACAAGGUGCUCAAGGUGGAGUCGGACCGUAUCAAGGAGGAGGUCGUAAAUACCGACUUGGAUGCUCGCACGAUCAACGAGGUGGAUGAGGAAGACGAGGAGGGUGACUCUGAUGAUGAGUCGUUGAGCGGUGCCUCUACGGCCUCGGUCCACGAGCUCCCGCGGAAUCACCAAACGGUCGACCCGCCAAAGUACGAAGAGAGCGACAGCCCUCCGAGCGGUGGGCAAACGUCGCCCACGACGCCGCGGCAAAGCCCCGUGGACAUGCGCCGCCCGUCGCGCACCUCGCCGACGAAGCAGCCCGACGUCAUCACGGCGGCCAUCGAGGACGACGACAUCACGCCAAUGACCGAAGACGAAGCGCGGCGCAUCCUCUGGCCGGACUCGAUCCUCGACACGGAAUCGCCACGGCGAAUACCCCGGUCCGCUGCGGCGGUGCUGCACCCUCGCGCGCACCGCCAUGCCCAUGGCGGGCCGACCGGCGACGCCAGCGACGGGCCUCCACCAUCCGCAGAUGGGAUUGUACCUCUGUGGGAGAAGUUCCGCAUGGGUGACCCAUCGCUCGGAGAUGCGCUCGAGGACAAGACGUUGGUCGUGACGGGCGAGAAGCAGCUGCGCAGCGAGCAUGACCGCCGGGUCGGCCUCUUGAAGAAGGAAGGCGGGAAUGCGCAUGGCCACAGAGACGGAGAAGCCGGCGCGGGAGCAGCAAGCAAGGGAGCAUGA